Messenger RNA from Drosophila suzukii, 1571 nucleotides. The record is from RefSeq and is a predicted model, not a curated record. NCBI's taxonomy places the organism in Eukaryota, Metazoa, Arthropoda, Insecta, Diptera, Drosophilidae.
UCCGUCAGGUUCUCAUGUCGAUUUUCGACCCCGAUUGGCGGCGCCUAUACAGAGCCGUCGCAAACAUAUCUCUAUAUAUCCAGCGACUUCAAACUAAAUGCCAAUGGACAGACAUGCCGUCAGCAGUGACCGAAUUUCACGUCACAGAAGCGCAGACCCUACUAUACAAAGAAGCACAGAGGCUCGAGUUCACGGAUGAAAUCAUUCAUUGAUGAGUAAAUGGUGGUGAUGGACGAUAACGGAAUCGUUCGCACUAAAGGUCGAGUGAACGCAGUCGGAUAUACCAUGGACGCUAUAAUAUUGCCACCAGAGAGCCGAGUAACAUUCUUAUUAGUCCGGUUCUAUCACGAAAAAUAUCAUUACCUCGCUCACGAAACCGAAUGAUAUAAAAUCCAAAUUUUAUAUUCUGCGCCUAAGAGUACUGCACAAAUCCGUAAGAAAAGCCAGUUGUGUAAAAAAAGUUUCACGAAUUUCGUGGGACACCAAGAGAAAUUUAUUCCGAUAAUGGUACUAAUUUCAAGGCCACGGAGAAGACGUUACGAGAGGAGCUGAUCAAGAUCGACUUCGAUAAAAUUGCAAUCAAGUUCGACGGCAUUAAAUGGCAAUUUAACCCUCCAGGAGCCCCUCACAUGGGCGGUGCUUGGAAAAGAUUAGUCCGCACAACCAAAACAGUCCUAAAAAGCAUCUGCCCGAAUUAUUCAUUCAACGACGAAAGCCUGAGGUGUGCUCUAAUGGAAGCACGGUUAAUCAUAAACUCACGUCCGUUAACUUUCGUUAGCCUGGACUCCGAGGACGACUCCGCGCUGACUCCAAACCACCUGCUAAUGGGUUCAUCGAAUGGGUACAAGCCAAUCAAGGAAAAGAAGAUGAAUUUAAGACGUCAUUGGAACGAUAUAAAACUUUUUGGAGAUCACUUUUGGCAACGCUGGGUGAAGGAGUUUACACCGGUACUUACUAGACGAACAAAAUGGUUCGAAAGAUGUCCCCCUAUAUCAGUCGGAAGCGUAGUCAUUAUCGUCGACGAAAACUUACCUAGAAAUGUAUGGCUUAAGGGCCGCGUGACCAACACUAUCCCCGCCAAGGACGAACAAGUUCGUCGAGCCACUAUUAAAACGCAGCAUGGGGUCCUCGAUCGACCAGCCACCAUGAUUGCGGUAUUAGAUGUCGGCUUAGAAGAUGAACCAUCCCUAGAACCGGGAGAAGCAAAAGAAGAGAAAAAAAGACAAAGUUUUUAAGCGUGCUCCGCAACGCCAAAUGUAAUACACAUUGAUUCGGAAGCUGAAAUUGAAAUAAAGUUUAUUUCAAAAACGUAGUUUACCGCUAUCCGUCUGUGCCUUCAAUUUGGUAGUGUGGGCUGCUGUAAAACCAAUUCAGUUUCGCUCUCGACAAUAAUAUUGUCAUAUUAAAGAGUAUUUGGUAUCGAGUGUAUUUGGUAUCGCUAAUCUGAGGCACUGUUGUUGUAGAUGAAAGUGUCCAUGAAAUUUUGUUUAAUUUUGUAGACGAUAAGCAAUGCAAAAUGGUGAAAUAAUGGAAGACAAAUUCUCAAUAAAGGUUUUAAUGUUUUACUUUCA